Messenger RNA from Drepanopeziza brunnea f. sp. 'multigermtubi' MB_m1, 1863 nucleotides. NCBI's taxonomy places the organism in Eukaryota, Fungi, Ascomycota, Leotiomycetes, Helotiales, Drepanopezizaceae. The record is from RefSeq and is a predicted model, not a curated record.
AUGCGCGGUGGUGAUGUCCUGGACGACACGGGCCCGCGCGGGCGCAUGAUCAUGGAACUCCUGCGGGCUACGGUCCGGGCGUUUCUCACCACACAUCACUUCCGGCCCACAGCAACCGGAGCCGGAGCCGGGGCCCGAACCGGACUCUGUGCUCAUCAUCGAUCAGAGAAGCAGGUGCAGGUGCAAGUGCCAGAGCAUUCCCCCCGACGUGAAAGCAAGAGCAAGAGCAAGAGCAAGAGCAGGAGCAGGAGCAGGAGCAAGAGCCAGUUUUCGUUCCACUCCAAUGCCCUCGGUACUAAUGUCCGGAUGCCCUCCUUUCGACACGGGACAACGGCGGCGGCAUCGUCCGAGUCUCGGCUGGACCAGACACGCUGGUCCAUCGUCAAGAGAGGCAUGGCGUGGUCACGAGGGCCGAAACCUCCGGAGCCGGAGCCGGAGCCGGCACAGAUGGGUGAAGACGUUCCGUUCGUCCGCCCGGCAACUGCUCUCCCACUCGCUGCCCCCGGUGCGACGACCCUCUUGUCCCAAGAGGGAAAGAUCGUUCGAGCCCCGUUCGCGCUCAGUCAUGUGCUCGCAGCCCGAACCCCCGAAGCUCAUCACUCGCCGUCAUCAUCAUCAGUUGUGCGGGCUUCUCCUCCUCUGUCACGCGAUGUGUGCGCUGAUGAGGAUGCUGGUGAUGAGAUGGCCGUUUAUAUCAAUCCCGUGACCAAAGUCACGUCCUUCGUCAACCAGCGCACCGGUCUGGUCGUGAAACCCAACAGCUCGAAUUCUCGUGACAGAUCUUUACCAAAGCGGCUUCUGUUACCGCCGAAACCCCCGACCUCCAGUUGCGCCGAGCCGAGUCUUUGGAUUAGCGAAAUCCUCAAGAACUGGGAAAAUCCCAUAUUCCAGCCACCGGAACCCUCAAUACCUCACGUGGCUUUCGAAGGUGCCAGCACCACUACGCAGAAAAUCCUCCAUGGCCGCCAUCAUCACUGUUCACAACUCGAUAUUGACAGAGCUUUCAGAGAUUCCGCUUCCGGUAUUGCGGGACGGAUAUCGAAAGAAGCCCUGAAGAAUGCCGAGGUCGUCUCCCAGGUUGAUGUGAAGUUCAUUCUUGUCAAAUUACGAUCGUUCCCGUCGCGAGAUGACAACAUGCUGGUGUUGGUGGAUCAGCACGCAGCAGAUGAGCGGAUCCGGGUUGAGACGCUGAUGGAAGAACUCUGUACCCCAGAAUCAUCAGAUUCGGGAGUGUCUGCGGGAUCCAGUAUCCUCUCUAGCUGCCUCGACAAACCCCUCCACUUCGAGAUAUCACCCAAGGAGAUCCAGCUCCUCAUCGCUCACCAGUCACAUUUCGCCAACUGGGGAAUCCUCUACAGCUUCUCCUCGCUAGAGCCUGAAUCCCUUUGCCAACACUUGACAGUCCACUCCCUCCCUCCCGGUAUUUCAGAGCGCUGCAAACUCGACCCUCGUCUCCUCAUCGACCUCCUCCGCGCCGAAGUCCACAAGGUCCACGACGCGGGCAGAUCCUCUGCCGCGUCCCUUGCCUCCGAGAACUGGCUGCAGAGGAUCCAUGACUGUCCCCAGGGGAUACUGGAUCUGCUGAACUCGCGAGCUUGCCGCAGCGCGAUUAUGUUCAACGAUGAGUUGAGUCGAGCGCAGUGCGAGAUCUUGGUGGCGAGGUUGGCCGAGUGUGCGUUCCCGUUUCAGUGUGCGCACGGGAGGCCGAGUUUGGUGCCCUUGGUUGAUGUUGGCGGCUUGAGGAUGGGAGGGGAGGUGGUGCAUGCGGAAGGGGGAGAUGGCGGUGGUGGUGGUGGUGGUGGUGGUGGGUUUGGGGCGCGGUUCCGAAGAUGGAAGGAGGGAGGGGUGUGUGUGUAUAACUGA